Molecule: messenger RNA, 1809 nt
Organism: Trichophyton rubrum CBS 118892
Lineage: Eukaryota; Fungi; Ascomycota; Eurotiomycetes; Onygenales; Arthrodermataceae
Exons: 3
Coding region: 1-1809 (602 amino acids)
Biological process (GO): protein peptidyl-prolyl isomerization; protein folding
Molecular function (GO): protein binding; peptidyl-prolyl cis-trans isomerase activity
Source: RefSeq, a predicted model, not a curated record
AUGUCUGAAGCUGCAGGAUCAUCGGAGAAAGCGGUCAAUGUGAGGCUACACUCGCAGGUGGAAGAAGACGAACGUGAAGCUGACAAUUCGUCCUCUGACGAUGACUACGGCCCUGCUCUUCCUUCCGGUCCAUUGAAGAAGAAAAAGCGGAGAGAACUGCCCUAUGAGAAACUCUAUAUCAAGGCCCUUCCAGCUUCUCCACGAUACUCUAAAUCGUUGAUGCACCGGGAUCAACUUGCGUAUGUGACUGUGACACCACAUACUGAUUUCAUCAUCACAAGCUCAAUAGAUGGCGUGGUCAAGUUUUGGAAGAAAAUGGCUGUUGGUAUGGAGUUUGUGAAGGAGUUUCGUGCCCACAUGGGGGAGAUCAAGGGGGUCAGCGUGACAUCAGAUGGACGAAGUUUUGCAACCAUUGGGGAUGACAAAACUAUGAAAGUAUUUGAUGUGAUAACAUUCGCGGUGACAAGCGAGGAAGAUAAUACCAUAUUAAUAUUCGACGGCCGAUGUGAGAAGACAGCACCUCUUCACAAACUGAACUCAGUACACAGAGCGCCCGUUAUUUCCAUGGCCUUUAACAAUGCAUUCAAUUGCGUGAUAUCUGUUGAUAAUAAAGGAAUGGUAGAAUACUGGCGUCCAGAUGAACCAUUUGACAAACCAGAAGGCGUUUUCGAUUUGAAAUCAUCAACAGACCUCUUCAUCUUCAAAAAAUCAAAAUCGUUGCCAUCAUCGAUCUCAAUAUCUCCAUCGGGUCAUCAAUUUGCAACAUUCUCGUUCCCGGACAGGCAAGUUCGAGUCUUCGAUUUUGCUUCCGGAAAGUUAUACCGAUCGUACGAUGAGUCCAUUCAGACUGUGACAGAGAUGCAGCAGGCGGGAACUGCUCUUCAAAAACUAGAGGAAGUCGAGUUUGGUCGUCGAUUGGCUACAGAACGCGAACUUGGGAACCCUGCCACAGCCCCCAAGGUAAAUGUGAUAUUCGAUGAGUCUGGGCAUUUUAUAUUAUAUGGUUCAAUCCUGGGCGUAAAAUGUAUAAAUACAUUUACGAACAGGGUCAUCAGGGUGUUUGGAAAAGACGAGCCUUUCCGAGCCCUGAACCUCGGAAUAUAUCAAGGCCAGCCGCAGAAGAAAGGAGUUGUGACUGUUUCUAUGGCGGCUAGUUCAAAUCCACUUCUUCAAGAAGCUGAAGAGCGCGACCCGAUCCUAAUAACCACCGGGUUUGCCAAGGUCAGGUUCUAUCUCUAUACCAACGAAACAGAAAUAUCAAAAACAACGCGAGAUAUCCAGAACGAGAAGCCGAUACAUGACAAAGGCGGUGCAGACUCGGCCGCGGCCGCAAAGCCUGCGGAAACAGGAACGUCCGCAAUUUUACACACCACCCUUGGAGAUGUCCAUCUUCGACUUUUCCCUUCUGUUGCUCCAAAGACAGUCGAAAAUUUCGUGACCCAUUCGAGGAAUGGGUACUAUAACAACACCAUAUUCCACCGUGUCAUUCGCAAGUUUAUGAUACAAGCUGGUGAUCCUCUUGGGGACGGCACUGGAGGAGAAUCCAUCUGGGGAGGGGAGUUCGAAGAUGAAUUUUCAUCUCUCAAGCAUGACAAGCCAUAUACACUUUCCAUGGCCAAUGCAGGGCCAAACACCAAUGCAAGCCAGUUUUUUAUCACAACGGAGAAGGCACCUUGGUUGGAUGGGCAUCAUACCAUUUUCGGUCGGGCGGUCAAGGGCAUGGACGUGAUACAUAAGAUCGAGAACGUUAAGACACAUAAGGAGAAACCUGAAGAGGAUGUAAAGAUAGUCAGCAUUAGUAUCAGCUAG